AUGGGAGGGGCUUGCAUGAUGGCGAAUUUUAAAGGAAGCAAUAAUCAAGAAGGUUUCAAUGAUCUAACUGACAUAUAUCGACUAUGCUGACCGAACGGAGAAAUUUUCUUUAAGUUAUUCUUAAUAAUUAUUUGAAUAAUAUAAUAGAUUAUAAUUUAAUAGACUUAUUAUGGGGGUGGGGAUGGCUUGCAUGGCGAAUUUUAAAGGAAGCAAUAAUGAAGAAGAUUUCAAUGAUUUAAACUGAUAUAUAUCGACUAUGCUGACCGAAUGGAGAAAUUUUCUUCAAGAUAGAAUUUUUUGAAUCUCAAGCACUGCUUGAAAAGGUAUAUAAAGCAAUAAACCAUUGAAAUAGAGUGAAUUUCCCUCAUUGUGUAUUCAAACUGGCAUCAAGUCAAUCUUAUUGGGUUACUUCUAUACAAAAUAAUAGUGGAGGAAACCCUGAAGCUGAUAUUGGAUGCUUGCAUAUUCAAGAUCAAGUAAUAAGUCUCCCAGAGUUCUACCCUGAUGGAUCAGAAGUGCUAGAGGAGUGUAUUUUACAUGAAAUGAUGCAUUGUGCAGGAUUUAUACAUGAACAUCAAAGAAAUGAUAGAGAUGAGCACUUAAAAGUAGAAGAAGAGGGAUUCGAUUAUGAUGUUAAAGGAAUUCCAAUUGGCGGAUAUGAUUAUUUUUCGUUGAUGCACUAUCCUGAGUGUGGGUUAUCUUUUGAUAGGAAUAAAGAACUGAGAAAGAUAGCUGGUAGAGCAACAACGUUUUCUGCAGGAGAUAGAGCUGCAAUAAAGAUGCUAUAUGGAAACCCAAGAGAUCAUCACGGAGAGUGGCACAACCCAUGCUCUGAAAUUUGUACCCCUACUAAAUGUGUUUGCAACUCAUGUGGAAAAAUAGAAGGAGGGACAAAUUGCGGUUAUGAAGGGAUGAAUGGACAUUGAACUUGCUGUUUAAGUGAAAUUAAGGAAAGUGAGUGCAAAUCAGAUCAUACAGGCUUUUGACAUGCUCGAUGCAAAAGAAUUACGCCAUUUGAGAAGUUUAUUUAUUUAUUAAUCGCGAAAGAUAAAAUCUGCACAGAAAGCCAUUGCGGUUGUGGAAAUUGUGGAGGGGGCUGCACAUAUGAAGGAAAAUUUGGGCAUUGGAGCUGCUGCAAUUUUACGAGACAUGAGAGCAGCUGUCCAAUUUUUUCAAAACUAGAAUUAGCGCACCAAUAUGAUUUGAAAAUAAUGAAAGGAAAUACAUUGCCAGCACUCUCUUAUAAUUAA
Molecule: messenger RNA, 1250 nt
Organism: Blepharisma stoltei
Lineage: Eukaryota; Ciliophora; Heterotrichea; Heterotrichida; Blepharismidae
Source: the annotation of a GenBank genome assembly